Molecule: messenger RNA, 741 nt
Organism: Macrosiphum euphorbiae (potato aphid)
Lineage: Eukaryota; Metazoa; Arthropoda; Insecta; Hemiptera; Aphididae
Source: the annotation of a GenBank genome assembly
AUGGCGCCCAUGAAGAAGAUCACUAUACCUCGACUUGAAUUGUCUGCUUCUGUUAUAUUGGCGCUAUGGAUGGUCAAAGCGACACUUGACCAUCAACUCGUUAUCACUAAUGUUUUUGCCUGGUCUGACUCACAAAUAGUUUUGUCUUGGUUGAUCAAUCCACACUCUUUGUUCAAAAUAUUUGUCUCUAAUCGAGUGCACCGGGUGCAUCAACUUUUACCAUCGUGUAAAUGGGGAUAUGUACGUACUGAUGAUAAUCCGGCUGAUUGUGCUUCGCGUGGAAUGCAGCCCUCAGCCCUUAUGCAGCUCCCCCUGUAUUGGCAUGGGCCUAAAUUUCUACGUCAUUCUGAGGAUACCUGGGACCUUUUGCCUUGUAUAAUGUCCUUAGAAGAGCUGCCUGAAACAAAGGGUGUUUUCUUAGCUGUGCAUCUCGACACUGAUGGCGAAUGGUUCUCACGUUUUUCUUCAUAUACCAACAUGCUUAGAGUCGUCACAUGGACGCAUCGUUUUAUCGGAUCAUGUCAAGGUAAGACGUACUCCAAUGCCUUUCUAUGUCAAUCGGAAUUAACUGAUUCCCUAACAGUUCUUGUCAAAGCGUCCCAAUUACAGACACUGGGGAAAUUGCUACACAAUUUGCAGCAUGAUCAAGCGCCACCUCGAACGUUUGCUGUGCUCCGCCCAUUCAUUGAUCCUUGUGGCUUGAUCCGUGUCGGUGAUCGUUUACUACAUCAUCAAAAUUAA